ACAUGUACGAUUAAAAUGGAGGGUGGUAUAUUUAAAAUUAUCUUAAAUGUCAUACAGAAAUGUUAAUAUAGUUAACUCCCAUUGCUUUAUUCUCAAAGUAUGAGGUUUAAAUGUACACAUUUCUUCUCUUAGCUUGAAUCUGACAACAAUAGAUAAAAAGAUAUAUGAUUUUAAUCAACCACCUUAAGAAAACCUUUUUUAAUUUCCAUUUAAAAGGACAUCACUCAAGAUCCCAUAUUUAUUAAAUUUUGUUGUGUACACUCGAUAUUCAAACAUUUCUUAUAGAAUUUUGACAAAACAAUCUCGGCCGUUUCGUUUGAUUGUUGAAUAGUACUUGUCAUUUAUAUGUAAAUAUGUUAUUAAAUCUUUUUACAACUGUGCAUUUGAGAAAAUAAAACUUCAAUAAGUGCUCAGUAGACUGUGGUCUGUAUGUAAACUGUAUGGUUUUAGCACAAAUAUAAAAAAAAUAUUUACAAGUGAAAAAGGACGAGUUUACCGAUAAGAUUAGAAUGGUCUUUAAGUAGAUGUAUGCUCUUGUCAAUGGAUAUGAAUGGGGCUGAAUGUUAAAUUAAAGCGGUAGACAUCUCACUACUCAAAUACAAACCAUAGAAGAUGGCUGAUCAACUUACAGAAGAACAAAUUGCAGAAUAUUAUGAAGCUUUUCGUGCCUUUGACACUGACGGCGACGGCUCUAUCAGUAUACAAGAUCUCGGAACAGUUAUGAUGGCUUUAGGACAGAAUCCUACAAACCAGGAAUUGAAAGAAAUGACACAUGCGUAUGCUGAUCCCGAAAGCAACGGAGAAGAACUCAUAGACUUUCCCGAUUUCUUAUCUUUGGUGGCAAGGACAGUAAAGGAGACAGAUUCCCAUGAAGAACUUCGGGAAGCUUUCAAAGCAUUCGACAAAAAUGGAGAUGAUAUUAUAGAUGCAGAUGAACUCCGCAAAGCAAUGUCAAAUUUGGGAGAACAAUUAAGUGAUGCCGAAAUCGAUGAAAUGAUCAGAGCUGCUGAUAAGGAUGGUGAUGGACAAGUUCACUAUGAAGAAUUCGUUCAUAUGAUGGCCUCAAAAUGAAGAAAAGCCAUAAGGAAUACAGUAGACUUGUGCAAUACGAUUAAACUUUUCUAUUUAUGCAUUCAGAUGAAGUUGUCUAUUAUUAAUAUAGAGAUCACUCAGGAAUAGAUUACCUUAACCUUA
Messenger RNA from Mytilus californianus (California mussel), 1194 nucleotides. Its product is annotated as calmodulin-like. The coding region runs from base 613 to 1071 and encodes 152 amino acids. Lineage: Eukaryota; Metazoa; Mollusca; Bivalvia; Mytilida; Mytilidae. Gene Ontology annotation, molecular function: calcium ion binding. The transcript has 5 exons. The record is from RefSeq and is a predicted model, not a curated record.